This is a messenger RNA of Symbiodinium sp. CCMP2592, 981 nucleotides long. Lineage: Eukaryota; Dinophyceae; Suessiales; Symbiodiniaceae. The record is from the annotation of a GenBank genome assembly.
AUGACACAGGGGUUGCUCAAGGUUGCUUUCGUGUUUGCGGCCGCCGUCGGCAGCUGUCUUGGGCAUGUCGGAACAUUGGAAUCAAAUUGUGAGCUGGAGCGAAAGCGCGCGGUUUUGGCUUCAUUGCACACAGUGCUCAACACAUUCCUUUCGCAUUGGAUUUGCCGAUUGAACUCUGGGAUAUACUGCAAGACAGGACGAGACGGCAGACCAUAUUCGGAAGGGCGACCGUUUUUUGCUGGAUCUGAUGGUGAUUGGGCGGUGUCUGGCCAUUCUGGGGAAAGUUUGGAGCAAACCAAUUUCUUGUUCGAGGUUGCAACUUCAAUCUCGCCACGACAAAUCUGCGAGGUUGGCUUCAAUGCUGGUCAUUCAGCAUUGACACUGCUUGUUGGAGCUGGAAGCAACUCCUCUUAUGUGGGUUUCGAUUGGUCCAUCUUGAACCCUGGCUUGAACGAGGAACUUUUCAGGAUGAUUCGGGAUUGGCUCCCUUCAAACAAUAUGACUAUUGUUUGGGGAGAUGCGGACCCCGGCAUUCGAGCGUUCCUGCUCCAAGGAGGCGGAGGGAUCUGCGAGCUAACUGUUUUUGACGGCCCGCACGAUGUUCUCCAAGUGCUGAAAUUCAUGCCUUUGUUGAGGGUCAUGGCUAAGCGGUCUCGACCUUUUCUUUUACUGGACGAUGUGGGUUGCACGGCAGCCAUCUGCCAUCAUUCCACACUGGCCUGGCGCUUCCUCCUUUGGCUUGGGAUGGUCAGUCCCAUCAGCUGUCGAGUUGCCCUGCGGCAUGCUGCUGGAGAAAUGGGUGCUUGCCUAGGGCGUUUUCAGUGGGGGAAAGUGCUGCGAUGCCAUACCUUCGACGCGCGGUGUGUUGCACGCACACUCGGAAUGGUGGAGCAGCUGCAGCGGGAGCGUUGGAUUGGGUGCUGCCUGGUAGCGGCAGCCCAGGCGAAGCCAGAUGCUUAUUUGGUUCAGAUUCAGAUCUGA